This is a messenger RNA of Fusarium graminearum PH-1, 1158 nucleotides long. RefSeq lists its product as uncharacterized. NCBI's taxonomy places the organism in Eukaryota, Fungi, Ascomycota, Sordariomycetes, Hypocreales, Nectriaceae. Gene Ontology annotation, molecular function: phosphatase activity. The record is from RefSeq and is a predicted model, not a curated record. The transcript has 2 exons. The coding region runs from base 1 to 924 and encodes 307 amino acids.
AUGGCUCCUCGUGCUGACUUCCCGCCCGUCCGGGCCUGCCUCUUCGACAUGGACGGUCUCCUCCUCGAUACCGAAGAUAUCUACACUAAGUGUGUCAACAUCAUUCUCGAGAAGUACGGCAAGGGAACCCUCCCCUGGUCCAUCAAGGCCAAGCUUCAGGGUCGCCCCGGCCCCCAGGCCAACAAGAUCUUCCACGACUGGGCUCAGCUCCCCAUCACUUCCGAGGAAUACAUCGCCGAGAACACUGCCCUUCAGAAGGAGCUGUUUCCCCAGACCAAGCCCCUCGCCGGUAUUGUCGACAUGCUCGGUCACCUCGGCCGCACCCGAUACUGGGAGGUCAAAGAUGGUGCUACCAAGGAGAAGUCUACCACUGAACCUCACCGAGUUCACAUUGCCCUUGCUACUAGCUCACACCUUGGCAACUUCCGUGUCAAGACCAACCACCUGGAGGAGCUGUUUGCCGUCUUUCCUUCUCAUCGUCGUGUCCUCAGCGACCACGCUCGUCUGACUCCUGGACGCGGGAAGCCUCUGCCCAACAUCUAUCUUCUUGCCCUGAAGACAAUCAACGACAGUCUUCCCGCCGGCGAGCGACCCAUCACUCCCGAGGAGUGUCUCGUCUUUGAAGACUCUGUCCCCGGUGUCGAGGCUGGUCGACGUGCGGGUAUGCGCGUGAUCUGGUGCCCUCACCCCAUGCUGAAGAAGGAGUACGAUGGGCGUGAGGCUGAGGUCCUUGCUGGACGCACUGGCGAGGCUGGAGAGGUCGACCUCCACCAAGUCGGCGAGAUUGAUGACGGCUGGGCCGAGUAUAUGCUCAGCCUGGAAAACUUUCCCUAUGAGAAGUUUGGUAUCACUGUUCCUCCCGCCGAGGUAGAGAAGGAGGCUUGCAUGAAGGAGGUCCCCGAGGAGGUUGUUGCUCAAGUCUAGGAGACUGAGCCUCUUGCCCCUGGCGAGCCGUUGGUGGUGAAGAAGCCACUGGAGUUUCUUAAACUCAAUUAGGCGGAGCCCAAAUGUUUUACUUCCCCGGCCACCCCUGGAGAAUGGCUGUAAAUUGGAACAUCAGGAAAUGAAUUGGAAUAGAGAAAAGGAUGCAGGACGACAUACGAAAUGCCAGCAUAUAGAAGGCACGCGCUGUAGCGGAUGAAUCACCACGAGCCUAGA